AUGGUUGAUAUGGGAUCAACAGCAUGCGAGGGGAUGUAUUCUAAACUUAUCUACAACGAUAGUCAAUUUUUGGAAGAUGCAGAGCUGUGCGGUCCUGAAGUGCACACUGGUAAGAAAAAAAGUGUUUCCUAUGCAAAGCAAUUUAUUUAGGGAAAUUAUACAAAUUAUCUAAAAUGUUACAGUAAUGAAAGCAGCAGGUAUUGGAAAUAGCCUUCAUGGUUUUGAAAUGUAUGCCAUGUGGGACAAGAACAAAAUUCAAAUUAAUGUGAUUACGAUAUGACAAAGAGAGCCUAAUGAUAUGAAGGAUUUACAUUGUAAAGUUUCGGGAGUUACUUUGGUUAUGCAGUGUUGACUCAGGCAUGAUGUGUAUUGCAUUCACAAUAAAGUUCACUCAGGGUUGCCAUGUCUGUCUUGCGUAUUUACCUUCUUGUCAAAUCAACUCAAUAGAAUAGACACCGCUUCUAAUUCAUAUUGAAUAUGCUUCCUCCCACGUAUCUGACACCAUAGCUAAAAGUAAAAUGAUUAUAUAAUCGUAUAAUAUUAUAGAACUGUCAGAAGUUCUGAAAAACAAUAGUUAUUUAUCAAGAAAUGUUAGUUAAAUUAAAUCUAGCAUAUAAUGUGAAAAAAUAUAUUUGCGUGCUGUGGCCUUAAUACUGUGAAGUGAAAAUAUUAUAAAUUUCAAAAUGUGUCAAUCUGUUCAUCUGGGACCCCCAGCAGUUGCACAUUUUUUAUAUUCCAGCACUAGCAUACCUGAUUCAACAAGUCAACUAAUCUUCAAGCCAUUGACUAAUUGAAUCAGAUGUGCUAAUGCUGCAAUUGGACAAAAUGUGCAACAGCUGGGGUUCCCUGAGAAACAGAUUUGAAAACACGCACCACAGGAAAUAUUAGUUACAGGAAUCCCAUCUAAAAUGGCGAAUUUUCUCCAAACUGGAAACAAGCUACACCCCCUUCCCAUACAGCCCAUGUAGUUUUCCCGGAGUCCUCUUACUACCCCGGGGUGCGGUAAGUAACGACUCGUCCAAACAUGCUCAUGACAUUUAACAGCAAGAUAAAUGUUCUUCUUUGUGUAGUGAUAGCACAUUUGCCUGUACAUGUUUAAUUUCCUAAACUAGAACAUCAACAUCCAUAAUCCUUCACUACAAAUAUUAUGUGAAGUGUAAUUCAACAACAGGCAUUUUGUGAAUCAUCGGUGAGCAAGAGGUAGCCUACUAACACAGAAGAGCAGAAUAGUCACAUUAGUUUUCUUUAAAUAACUUGCGUUCCUCUUUUAACAGUUGGCUCAAACAAACAUCAAAUCAACAGUUCCACAAUUCUACAAGUACUGAAUUACAUUGAUAUGGUAUAUACAGUUGAAGUCUGAAGUUUACAUACACCUUAGCCAAAUACAUUUAAACUCAGUUUUUCACAAUUCCUGACAUUUAAUCCUAGUAAACAUUCACUGUCUUAGGACAGUUAGGAUCACCACUUUAUUUUAAGAAUGUGAAAUGUCAGAAUAAUAGUAGAGAGUGAUUUAUUUAAGCUUCCUGACUGAUGUCUUGAGAUGUUGCUUCAAUAUAUCCACAUAAUUUUCCUUCCUCAUGAUGCCAUCUAUUUUGUGAAGUGCACCAGUCACUCCUGCAGCAAAGCACCCCCACAGCAUGAUGCUGCCACCCCCGUGCUUCACGGUUGGGAUGGUGUUCUUCGGCUUGCAAGUCUCCCCUUUUUCCUCCAAACAUAACGAUGGUCAUUAUGGCCAAACAGUUCUAUUUUUGUUUCAUCAGACCAGAGGACAUUUCUCCAAAAAGUACAAUCUUUGUCCCCAUGUACAGUUGCAAACCGUAGUCUGGCUUUUUUAUGGCGGUUUUGGAGUAGUGGCUUCUUCCUUGCUGAGCAGCCUUUCAGGUUAUGUCGAUAUAGGACUCGUUUUACUGUGGAUAUAGAUACUUUUGUACCUGUUUCCUCCAGCAUCUUCACAAGGUUCUUUGUUGUUGUUCUGGAAUUGAUUUGCACUUUUCGCACCAAAGUACGUUCAUCUCUAGGAGACAGAACGCGUCUCCUUCCUGAGCGGUAUGACGGCUGCGUGGUCCCAUGGUGUUUAUACUUACAUACUAUUGUUUGUACAGAUGAACGUGGUACCUUCAGGCCUUUAGAAAUUGCUCCCAAGGAUGAACCAGACUUGUGGAGGUCUACACAUUUUUUUCUGAGGUCUUGGCUGAUUUCUUUUGAUUUUCCCAUGAUGUCAAGCAAAAGGCACUGAGUUUGAAGGUAGGCCUUGAAAUACAUCCACAUGUACACCUCCAAUUGACUCAAAUGAUGUCAAUUAGCCUAUCAGAAGCUUCUAAAGCCAUGACAUCAUUUGCUGGAAUUUUCCAAGCUGUUUAAAGGCACAGUCAACUUAGUGUAUGUAAACUUCUGACCCACUGAAAUUGUGAUACAGUGAAUUAUAAGUGAAAUAAUCUGUCUGUAAAUAAUUGUUGGAAAAAUUACUUGUGUCAUGCACAAAGUAGAUGUCCUAACCAACUUGCCAAAACCAUAGUUUGUUAACAAUACAUUUGUGGAGUGGUUGAAAAACGAGUUUUAAUGACUCCAACCUAAGUUUAUGUAAACCUCAGACUUCAACUGUACCUAAUGAUUAGUAGCCAGUAGCCUGUUUCCUUCUCAAACACCCACAAUAACAAUUGUUUAUUCCAAUCAUUAGGGCUAUUUUUCAAGGAUGACAAAAUUCUAAUUUUAUUUGAACCCUUUUUUCUUUGUGUAAACCACAUAAAAAAUGCAAUCUCCCCCACAACAAUCUCCCCCACAUUGGUUGAAGCUAAUGUUAAAUUAAAAUCGCCCUACCAUCAUAUCUAAGCCAACAUGACACCAAUGUCGAUUAAAAUAAGCAAAUCAACUUGAUUGGAGGUACACAACACACUCUGUCACAACACAACACAACACGCCUUUCGUCAUGAACAGUCUGGCCGUUACCGAGAACCACAUAGCGGAUUUUUAACAGGGUCGUUACAUUUUUUUUUUUCUAAUGCUAUCUUGCCCUGACCUCAACAUCUAGACGUCGGAUAAGAACAAGACGACAACGUCCAUAAAGUGACAAUUAGACUUGCCACAUUUCGGACUGAAUAAGUUUGUAGGGGCAACAGUUUUAAUAAAAUGUAUAAUUUAUCCUCUCACGUGAUAAUUUCUGUCCAUUUAAGAACCAACAAUGUGCUACCUUUUUGUAGCAUUUCUGACAAUGCUAACAUAUUUUCAGCUGAAUCGCAGUUCUAAAACCUGACCAAAGCACUUGGGUUGCGCAGCAACAGCGCUAGUAGCUAGCUAACACCAGUUGGAUGAGAGGCAAGCUACAAGCAAAGGAAGUCAGCUAUAUUUUGCGAAGGAAGGUUUUUCCCAUGGCUGAAGUCAUCUGUGUAAACUGUUGGCCUUGACAAUUGUGUGUAAUCAGAGCACAAACAAAUAAGCACAAAUAACGCCUCGAUCACACCGACAGCUUCAUUGCAUUUUGGUACACCAGAAGUACAUUCAUUUCCAAUGGAACGCUGCGUUUGCUUGCAGCAUUUCGUUGCAGAGGCAGUUGCAGUGUGUUCUGUGUGGUGCAUACGUUGGAUUUAGCAAACGUAUGCGUCAAACUGUAUGCGUAGACGGCUUGACAGAAAUGGUAGCAGAAGGUGAAUGUUUAACUUUUGUUGCACACAUCCAGAUGAUGCUGCGUAGCAUUUUAUGCAUUUACGCUAUCGGUGUGAUCAAGGCGUAAGAUAGCAAAUGUCCUUGGCUGCUAUUGCCAGUUAGCCAGCCAACUAACGUUAGCUAGCUACAAGCCAACAAGGAUGUAACAUUAGCAGUAUGGACAGAUCGUGCACAGGCACAACUCAAUGUUGACAAUAUAUCCCACAUUCUUCCACAAAGCACAGCUAGAUAGCUUGCUAGCUAAGUAAAGUUCAUAGUCAACACCAAACUUUGGGAAACUGCCACACCAAUAAUAUACACUGCUCAAAAAAAUAAAGGGAACACUUAAACAACACAAUGUAACUCCAAGUCAAUCACACUUCUGUGAAAUCAAACUGUCCACUUAGGAAGCAACACUGAUUGACAAUAAAUUUCACAUGCUGUUGUGCAAAUGGAAUAGACAACAGGUGGGAAUUAUAGGCAAUUAGUAAGACACCCCCAAUAAAGGACUGGUUUUGCAGGUGGUGACCACAGACCACUUCUCAGUUCCUAUGCUUCCUGGCUGAUGUUUUGGUCACUUUUGAAUGCUGGCGGUGCUUUCACUCUAGUGGUAGCAUGAGACGGAGUCUACAACCCACACAAGUGGCUCAGGUAGUGCAGCUCAUCCAGGAUGGCACAUCAAUGCGAGCUGUGGCAAGAAGGUUUGCUGUGUCUGUCAGCGUAGUGUCCAGAGCAUGGAGGCGCUACCAGGAGACAGGCCAGUACAUCAGGAGACGUGGAGGAGGCCGUAGGAGGGCAACAACCCAGCAGCAGGACUGCUACCUCCGCCUUUGUGCAAGGAGGAGCAGGAGGAGCACUGCCAGAGCCCUGCAAAAUGACCUCCAGCAGGCCACAAAUGUGCAUGUGUCUGCUCAAACGGUCAGAAACAGACUCCGAGGGUGGUAUGAGGGCCCGACGUCCACAGGGGGGGGGGUUGUGCUUACAGCCCAACACCGUGCAGGACGUUUGGCAUUUGCCAGAGAACACCAAGAUUGGCAAAUUCGCCACUGGCGCCCUGUGCUCUUCACAGAUGAAAGCAGGUUCACACUGAGCACAUGUGACAGACGUGACAGAGUCUGGAGAUGCCGUGGAGAACGUUCUGCUGCCUGCAACAUCCUCCAGCAUGACCGGUUUGGCGGUGGGUCAGUCAUGGUGUGGGGUGGCAUUUCUUUGGGGGGCCGCACAGCCCUCCAUGUGCUCGCUAGAGGUAGCCUGACUGCCAUUAGGUACUGAGAUGAGAUCCUCAGACCCCUUGUGAGACCAUAUGCUGGUUUGAUUGGCCCUGGGUUCCUCCUAAUGCAAGACAAUGCUAGACCUCAUGUGGCUGGAGUGUGUCAGCAGUUCCUGCAAGAGGAAGGCAUUGAUGCUAUGGACUGGCCCGCCCGUUCCCCAGACCUGAAUCCAAUUGAGCACAUCUGGGACAUCAUGUCUCGCUCCAUCCACCAACGCCAUGUUGCACCACAGACUGUCCAGGAGUUGGCGGAUGCUUUAGUCCAGGUCUGGGAGGAGAUCCCUCAGGAGACCAUCCGCCACCUCAUCAGGAGCAUGCCCAGGCAUUGUAGGGAGGUCAUACAGGCACGUGGAGGCCACACACACUACUGAGCCUCAUUUUGACUUGUUUUAAGGACAUUACAUCAAAGUUGGAUCAGCCUGUAGUGUGGUUUUCCACUUUAAUUUUGAGGGUGACUCCAAAUCCAGACCUCCAUGGGUUGAUACAUUUGAUUUCCAUUGAUAAUUUUUGUGUGAUUUUGUUGUCAGCACAUUCAACUAUGUAAAGAAAAAAGUAUUUCAUAAGAUUAUUUCAUUCAUUCAGAUCUAGGAUGUGUUAUUUUAGUGUUCCCUUUUAUUUUUUUGAGCAGUGUAUAAUACAUUAAAUGGGCGUUGCUCAUCCAACGUUAACUAACUUUAUUCCUUACACUAGUCAACCUGGCUUGCUUAGGCCUUGAUCACACCGAUAGUGUUUUUGCGCAAAAUAGUAUGCAGCAUCCUCUGGAUAUGUGUGCAACAAAAGUUAAACAUUCACCUUCUGCUACCAUUUCUGUCAUGCCGUCUACGCAUACAGUUUAACGCAUACGUUCGAUAAAUCCAACAUAUGCACCACACAGAACGCACUGCAACUGUCUCUGCAACGCAAUGCUGCAAGGCAAACGCAACCUUCUAUUGGAAAUGAAUGUACUUCUGGUGUACCAAAAUGCAAUGACGCUGUCGGUGUGAUCGAGGCGUUAGCAAUGUAACUAGCUAACAUUACAGCCCUCACCUUAUUCAUUGAUUUGGUACGCUACCCUCCUCUGUUAAUGCAAUUUUCUUAUUGUCAUUAUAAUCCAAAGUUGUGCUGACUUAUUAUUAACACCGUGUCAAGUUACUUUUCAAUGUAUUCCCGAAAACCUGAAGUCAACAUCCAAGUAAAAAGUAGCCUGUGGGAUGUGGGUGCACCCAGGUUAAACAACACCAAGAUCAUUUCUUGCUUGUGCCUUUGCACAUUCAAAAGAAAACGCCAUGCUUGCUAACUUGGUUAGCUAUUUUACUGUUUUCAACACAUCAACUGUUUUUGAUUAUUUUGUUUUAUCAAGCAAGUCAAAAAAGAAAAUUCAAUCAGUACUGCGUGAAUGAACAACAACAACAAAAGCUUCCUAUCGUCACCAGACUGUCCAUUUACUGUAAAUAGAGUGUCAAGAUAAGGCAUUCAUGACAGGGUUGGUAGCCUAAGCAUUAACGUCACCGCCAUGGGAUCUGAAGGUCCUGGGUUCGCCUCUCUGAGGAGACAUAUUGACCAUUUUCUUUCGUGUAUAGUUUUGACACCCCCUCCCAGUCCCAUGGCGUAUGUGGACACCUGCUCGUCGAACAUCUCAUUCCAAAAUCAUGGCCAUUAAUAUGGAGUUGAUCCCCCUUUGCUGCUAUAACAGCCUCCACUCUCCUGGGAAGGCUUUCCACUAGAUGUUGGAACAUUGCUGCGGGGACUUGCUUCCAUUCAGCCACAAGAGCAUUAGUGAGGUCGAGGUCUGAUGUUGGGCGAUUAGGCCUGGCUCGCAGUCAGCUUCCAAUUCAUCCCAAAGGUUUUUGAUAGAGUUGAGGUCAGGGAUCUGUGUAGGCCAGUCACGUUCUUCCACACCGAUUUUGACAAACCAUUUCUGUAUGGACCUCGCUUUGUGCACGGGGGCAAUGUCAUGCUGAAACAGGAAAGGGCCUUCCCCAAACUGUUGCCACAAAGUUGGAAGCACAGAAUCGUCUACAAUGUCAUUGUAUGCUGUAGCGUUAAGAUUUCCCUUCACUGGAACUAAGGAGCCUGAACCAUGAAAAACAGCCCCAGACCAUUAUUCCUCCUUCACCAGACUUUACAGUUGGCACUAUGCAUUGGGGCAGGUAGCGUUGUCCUGGCAUCCGCCAAACCCAGAUUUGUCCGUCGACUGCCAGAUGGUAAAGCGUGAUUCAUCACUCCAGAGAACGCGUUUCCACUGCUCCAGAGUCCAAUGGCGGCGAGCUUUACACCACUCCAGCCGACGCUUGGCAUUGCGCAUGGUGAUCUUAGGUUUGGAAACCCAUGGAAACCCAUUUCAUGAAGCUCCCGACGAACAGUUCAUGUGCUGAUGUUGUUUCCAGAGGCAGUUUGGAACUCAGUAGUGAGUGUUGCAACCGAGGACAAACUAUUGCGCUACGCGCUUCAGCACUCGGCGGUCCCGUUCUGUGAGCUUGUGUGGCAUACCACUUCACGGCUGAGCCGUUGUGGUUCCUAGACGUUUCCACUUCCACAAUAACAGCACUUACAGUUGACUGGGGCAGCUCUAGCAGGGUAGACAUUUUACGAACUGACCUGUUGCAAAGAUUGCAUUCUAUGAUGGUGCCACAUCGAAAGUCACUGAGCUCUUCAGUAAGGCUUUUCUACUGCCAGUGUUACCUAUGGAGAUUGCAUGGCUGUGUGCUUGACUAUAUACACCUGUCAGCAACAAGUGUGGCUAAAAUAGCCGAAUCCACUAAGUUGAAGGGAUGUCCACAUACUUUUGGCCAUGUCGUGUAUGUAUAUAUACAUAGAACACAAAUAUAAACGCAACACGUAAGGUGUUGGUCCCCUUUUUCAUGAGCUGAAAUGAAAAAUCCCAGAAAUGUUCCAUACGCACAAAAGCUUAUUUCUCUCAAAUGUUGUGCACAAAUCUGUUUAUAUCCCUGUUAGUGAGCAUUUCUCCUUUGCCAAGAUAAUCCAUCCACCUGACAAGUGGUCAUUACACAGGUGCACCUUGUGUUGGGGACAAUAAAAGGCCACUUUAAAAUGUGCAGUUUUGUCACACAACAUAAUGCCACAGAUGUCUCAGGUUUUGAGGGAGUGUGCAAUUGGCACGCUGCGUGCAGGAAUGUCCAACAGAACUGUUGCCAGAUAAUUUAAUGUUAAUUUCUCUACCAUAAGCUGCCUCCAACGUUUUUUAGUGCACCUGGCACCUACUAUUAUACCCCGUUCAAAGGCACUUAAAUAUUUUGUAUUGCCCAUUCACCCUCUGAAUGGUACACAUACACAAUCCAUUUUUCAACUGCCUCAAGGCUUAAAAAUCAUCCUUUAACUUGUCUCCUCCAUUUCAUCUACACUGAUUGAAGUGGAUUUAACAAGUGACAUCAAUAAGGAAUCAUAACUUUCACCUGGAUUCACCUGGUCAGUUUUGUAUACUCAAUGUAUUUAGGCUUGCCAUGUCAUGUCAUCGCACCUCUCUUUCAAUUAUACUUAAUAGUUUUUGAUUUCAUACUUUUUUCCAUACUUUUUAUAAUGAUUCAUGGUCUAUACUAUUUUUUUUAAAUUUUUUUACAAAACACAGAUAUAUGGUUCUUUGUCUGUAGGAUUACCUUUAGUUGACAUUCUGAGAAGAUUUCAGUGUGUGCAUCCCCCAACCUGCAGACAGUAGGCUAUAGUAUAGUAUCUCACUAUGCCAUCAACUGUUUCCGGUGCACAAAAGCCCCCCAAAACCGCAUACAGGGCAAUUAACACCAACAUUUUCAACUGAAACAUAGCUCAAUACACUGGUGUCAUGUACUUCUCUGUGUCCUCCAUAACAGUGUCUGUUCCCUCACUGAGAGCGGGCUCCAGACAGAGGGGCCCCGGGCCGUACAGGUUAGCCACGGGCUGCCUGGCCACACUCUGUGCUGUCCUGCUGAUUUCCAUCAUCGCUAUGAGCACCAACUGUGAGUAUAUUAAACACACAACCACCACACAAUGUUGCUUCAAUGUUGCCUCCAUAAACCACUUCCUGAUGUACCCUAGUGUCCCAAUGUGACACAACAUCUAAAUAGAGGGCUCUGCUUCUGCCUUUUCCCCUCCGUUUAUUGACUUGUGUUGUCGGUGAUUGGUUACAUGACGACUGUGUGUGUGUCUGUGUCUCUGUGUGUGUGUGUGGGGGGGGGGGGGGCAUGGACUCAUGGAAUCUGAAUGCAGUGUGUGGGGCUGUCAGGGAAUUACAUUGUGAAACACUCACAGCUGUUUUAAAUCAAAUCAAAUUGUAUUUGUCACAUGCGCCGAAUACAACCGGUGUAGACCUUACAGUGAAAUGCUUACUUACAAGCCCUUAACCAACAAUGCAGUUUUAAGAAAAAUAAGUGUUAAGUAAGUAGAAAAUAAAAAUAACAAAUAAUUAAAGAGCAGCAGUAAAAUAACAGUAGCGAGGCUAUAUACAGGGGGUACCGGUACAGUCAAUGUGCGGGGGCACAAGUUAGUCGAGGUAAUUGAGGUAAUAUGUACAUGUAGUUAAAGUGACUAUGCAUAGAUAAUAAACAGAGAGUAGCAGCAGCGUAAAGGAGAGGAGGGGGGGGGGGGACGGGGGGACGGGACAAUGCAAAUAGUCCGGGUAGCCAUGUCAUUAGCUGUUCAGGAGUCUUAUGGCUUGGGGGUAGACGCUGUUAAGAAGCCUUUUGGACCUAGACUUGGCGCUCCGGUACCGCUUGCCGUGCGGUAGCAGAGAGAACAGUCUAUGACUAGGGUGGCUGGAGUCUUUGACAAUUUUUAGGGCCUUCCUCUGACACCGCCUGGUAUAGAGGUCCUGGAUGGCAGGAAGCUUGGCCCCAGUGAUGUAUUGGGCCGUACGCACUACCCACUGUAGUGCCUUGCGGUCGGAGGCCCGAGCAGUUGCCAUACCAGGCAUUGAUGCAACCAGUCAGGAUGCUCUCGAUGGUGCAGCUGUAUAACUUUUUGAGGAUCUGAGGACCCAUGCCAAAUCUUUUCAGUCUCCUGAGGGAGAAUAGGCUUUGUCGUGCCCUCUUCACGACUGUCUUCGUGUGUUUGGACCAUUUAAACUGUCUUCACUAGCUAGUGCUACCAGAUACUCAUUUGCGUUGUGUAAUUUAUUUCCCAAAUCCCAACGGUCCCAAGGGUUAGGCAUAAGAUUAGCAGUGUGGUUAAGGUUAGGUUUAAAAUCAGAUUUUAUGCCUCCAGUACAUCCCAAUAAAUGCAACCUGCAAAAAACAACUGAUAUGAAACUCUACUUGCACCCUGACAAGGUGUAAGAGGUCAAAAAGCGGUGUUGAGUCAGUGAUUGUUGCUCCUGAACAAAUCAUAGGGCCGCAGUUGACGAUUUCAUACUCGGCACAUUAAUUAAUAGACAUUUGCUUGUUUUGUUCUAUGGGGCUACCUUCCUAUGACUUAUGUCUGCCAAGUUCAACUAGCCUUAUCUAAGGAACCUCUCCACAUCUGCCGUACACUCACCUUAUUCUUUGUCUUUGCCUUCCAUUCUUUAAAGACUUGUUGUUUUUCCUGGAUGCUUUGGACUGAAGUCCCCUGCUUCUUCCUCUCAGAUAAGAACCUUUAUCAGGGCUUGCGCAAUGAGCAUCAGGCUCCUCUGUCUCAGAAUGAGUCUGGUGGUCAGAUCCAGAUGCAGAGGCAGCCCACCAACGUGACCACCCUGAUUGAAGCCCUGAGCAAACUGCAGAUGGAGAAAGAAGACCUUAUGAAGGAGAGAGAUGAGCUUCUGGCCAGGUUGGCCAAAUCAGGUCAGCAAUGUGUGUGUAUGGGUGUGUGUGUCAUGCCAUCAGGGGCGCAACUCUCAUUCUGAAAUUGCAUUUUUGCCUCCCCCAGUUUUAUCAUUGGAAUGUGAUACAAAACGAGGCAACGGUGUGCUUUAGGACCAUGCGGAUGCCUCCGAGCAGACGGGUAGGCUGUUUUGAGUGUUUAUCCGACUGGAUAAGAAAUUAAUUAAUAAAAAGGUAUGUCCCCCCCCCACUUCUAAAACCAAAGUUGCGCCCCUGCAUGACAUGAUGCUGAAUUAAAUCAAACAUUUGCUGUAGAUCUAAAUCCUACCUUCUGCUGUGUAUGACAGAACUAGAGCCCACAUCACCCCCAUUACCCCCAUCUCCACUGUCACCUACGUCAACCCCAUUGCCCCCUUCAACCCCGCUAACCUGUCCUCGGGACUGGCUGGUGUUCAACAGCAGCUGCUACUACAUCUCCACCAGGAGUAUGAGCUGGCCAGACAGCCAGGCCUGGUGCAAGGAGAAAGGAGGCCACCUGGCCAUCAUACACACUGCUGAGGAACAGGUGAGAGAGGGGAGAGAGAGGGAGGGAGGAAGAGAGGGAGGGAUUGGGGGGAGGAGAGGGAGAGAAGGAGAGGAGGGGGUGGAGUGAAAGAUGGAAAGAGAGGUGAGGUGGGUGAGAGGAAAAGGGAGAAAGAAGGAAGGUGGGAAACAGAGAGAGGGAAGGAGAGAGAGGAGGAGGGAGGUGGUGGAUUAGACAUUUUCUCAAAUAUCUUGCAAGGCUGUAAAUAACAGAUCAAUAGGGAAGAUAAAGUCCUAUGUCAACAAGAGAGUAUUGGGGUUCAUGAUAAUAGUCUAAACCAAUUUCCCCUGCUACAAAGAAAUAAUUGCAUUGAGUGAAUGUUAUUUUAUCAUUUAUCCUGUUAUAGACGUCAUCAUUCACAUACCAAUGUAAACAUGUCUCCUGUUAUAGACAUUGUCACAUCUCUCAAGAUACUACCUUUCUGAACUGUCUAUCAUCUAAACGUGUGGAAGGCCAUCGCCCAAAUACUGCCAGAUCCCUAUAUUUGUUUUGUUUAAUGACAUUUUAGUCAUUUAGCAGACACUAUCCAGAGCGACUUACAGGAGCAAUUAGGCUUAAGUGCCUUGCUCAAGAGAACAUUAACAGAUUUUGUUCACCUUGUCGGCUCUGUGAAUCGAACCAGCGGCCUGGUUUAUUUUGUUUUUAAAGCGACUUUGAGAUUCUACUUGAAAUGAAAAGUGCUAUAUAAAAUAAAUAUAUUAUUAUUAUUAUUAUUAUUAUUAUUAUUAUUAUUAUCCCAAUGUAAUCAUGUCUCCUGUUACAGACGUUUCUGUGGAACCAGUUACCUCGGGGCCACUGGAAUGCCUACUGGUUUGGAAUCAGUGAUGAGACGGCUGAGGCAGACUGGCUUUGGGUCGAUGGAACCAAAUUGGUCGGG
Messenger RNA from Coregonus sp. 'balchen', 12074 nucleotides. Lineage: Eukaryota; Metazoa; Chordata; Actinopteri; Salmoniformes; Salmonidae. The record is from the annotation of a GenBank genome assembly.